Cordyceps fumosorosea ARSEF 2679 is the source of this 531-nucleotide messenger RNA. RefSeq lists its product as hypothetical. Lineage: Eukaryota; Fungi; Ascomycota; Sordariomycetes; Hypocreales; Cordycipitaceae. The record is from RefSeq and is a predicted model, not a curated record. The transcript has a single exon. Bases 1 to 531 code for a protein of 176 amino acids.
AUGCAGGCCGAAGCCCGGAGCCCCCCCCCCCCGAGUUCGUGGAGAGGUUGGAGCGCAUCCGGCCAAAGGAAUGGCGGGCGGAUCAGCACGUGCUGUGCAUCCUGCUGUGCAUCCCGCAGCACCAACACUACGACGAGCGUGCGGCUCGCAAGAGCGCCUACCGAGUAUGCAUUCCUCCAGCUACGGGCACUCGCUCCAACCCCCUUCCCGCCCCUCUCGAGGACAAGCUGCCACCAUACCAAGGCGUGUCUUGUUGUUGUCACGAGUAGCACCCACCGCCAGGACGUCUACCUCUUUGAAGCGACCAUCUCGACCGCCCUCCUCGAUCAGCUGGACGACCCCCGCAUCUGCCCGAAGCGACCGACGCCGCCCAUCGUCAUCAACCGCAGCGUGAUCAAUGUCGACCCGGCCAAGAGCUUUGGGACGCGCGUCGUGGCCGCGCUGGCGGGCUACGGGAGGUUGCGCGACGAAGACGGCGGCUCGCAAGGCGACUCGCGAGGCCUCGGCGACUCAUCGAGCAGUGACGCAUAG